AUGAGUGAGGAUUACCAACCACACGUCAUCCUGCUUACAGGCGGUGCCGGUUUCAUUGGAUCCCAUGUUUGCAAUCACUUAGUUCUUAAGUACCCAGACGUCAAGCUUAUUUGCUUGGAAAAAAGUUGUAUUUCUUUCAUUUCCUUGCCAUCUGAACUAACAAGUUGA
Messenger RNA from Trichomonas vaginalis G3, 168 nucleotides. RefSeq names its product dTDP-glucose 4,6-dehydratase protein. The transcript has a single exon. The record is from RefSeq and is a predicted model, not a curated record. Lineage: Eukaryota; Parabasalia; Trichomonadida; Trichomonadidae. Bases 1 to 168 code for a protein of 55 amino acids.